Yamadazyma jaroonii is the source of this 453-nucleotide messenger RNA. The record is from the annotation of a GenBank genome assembly. Lineage: Eukaryota; Fungi; Ascomycota; Pichiomycetes; Serinales; Debaryomycetaceae.
AUGGUAAAGAGAAUAGAUAGAAUCCUACUAGAUCAAUUGUCCGAACCUAUUGAUUCCGAUGAUCAAUUACUUAUCAUCAAUAAUCUCAAUACUGAAAAUAAUGAUGACUUUAAAACUUACUUCAAACUAGUCAAUUACUUUAACCUUUCUGUCAUCACAAUCCUUAUGAUUUCAUUGAUAUUUAUCAAAUCCAAACUUUCAAUCAACUUAUGUGUAAUCAAUAAUCUUAUGAUAUUCGAUAACUUCAAUAAGAAAUACUUGAAACAAACAUUGGGUGAAAAAUCUCCUUAUUUAAUCAUAUUCUUCAUUAUCAUUCAAUUCUUCUUCAGCUACUUCUGGAUAAUCAAUAUAACUGUUUAUUACUUAUAUUAUUUGAUCUUUGACACGUUCAAUCAUAAUACUAAUGACGUGGAUAGGUUAAAGAAUUUGACAUAUAAAUUUAAAAGUGUUUGA